AUGAUCCAGUCUUCUGACGAAAGCGAUUCUGAAUCUGACAGACAACACAAUGACGAAGAUGACACCGGUAGACGAAACCCUGGUCACGAAAUUCGUCUUUCCGUCUCUCAGCAGCAAGAAGCAACGGCGCUGAAACCCGAUGCUCCCAACUACACUGAAGAGCUUGGGAACAUUCCGAAUGAGCAUUCUCCAUCAGAGUUUGUUGUAGAGCGACUUCGCAAGCGCCGUUCUGCCAGGGCAAGCAGCGCGACACCUUCGAAGGAAGACCAAUACAGACCCGAGUGGCUGACGACCGACGGGUAUGAAGACGAUGUUGAGAUUUCUCCUGCGAAAAGCACCAAGCAUCAAGCUCCUGCCGUCGAGGAUGUAUCUACACAGCCUUCAAAACAGAAGAGUGAUGGCGACAUGGCUUAUGCGUUUUGCAACUCGCCCCUAAUUAACGACUAUCCGCCCAUCACAAGACCCCCCGAUGCAACAGCGACACUCAAGGCGCCUACUAUUGCGAGGGACAGUGACAUCGAAGCUGAUUCGUCUUUGGGAAUUUCGGACUUGAACUCGCCUUCCAAGCGAACUACCUUCAACGAAUUUGUCGAGGUUCGCACGUCUCCAACGUACUGGCAACGAGAGCAUUCUGAAGGCGAUGGCCCCUAUGCUCAAUUUUCACACGAGCAUUAUCACGAGGAACUCCGCUCAGGACAGAAGGCGGUUCCGCUUAAAGAUCCUCUGAAAGACCCUGAUGGCCAGAGUGCAAGGCAGCUUCACUUACCCCCCUACGGUAUUGACGAGGAAAGCUUCAACUCUUGGAGUGCUCCUGGUGCCGGCUGGGAUGCGUUCACAGCUCCAAGCUUCGGAUAUAACUCUUCCACAAACAGCUCAAGCGGCAGCCAACCCCAUCCAAGUACAUUGUACAUUCCGAAAGGUUACAAUACGAAUGAUGAUCCCGGCCUCUACGACCAAUCGUCUGGUUUCGACAAGACACGACCGAACCCCAGCAAUCGACAACAUCAGUCGUACAAUGGCAACGAUUUCCCUUGCGGCCAGGGCAAGGAGAACCAGCCCUAUCCCACAAGCCCCAAUGCGCCCAAGGGACCAAGCCCUCCUUUUAGCUUCUUUGAUGAUCGCUGUCGCCCUGCGAAAGCCCAUCGGCCCAAAUGGUCUCCGCGAGACGACAGUCCAUAUCCCAGUCGUGCCAAUUCCUCCUGGUGCCCUGGGGGCCCUCUCUCUAAUUGUGGCUCUCGCUCAGUCCAGGAAGACAAGCACUCGGGCUUCUACGAAGACAUCGAAUUCGACCCGAAAUUUCUCUCGAAAGACCAAGAAGCCAUUGCGGACGACCAAGACUUUCAUCAGGGCACCUCGCAUUCUGACUUUGGCCACGGAGAAUACUUACGGCCUCGCCACUCACGCACUUCAGAUGGUGAACAGACUUGCAGCAACACGGAGCCUUUCAAUACCCAUGAGGAUUUCAAAAAAUCCCGGCCUCGCUUUCCUCGCACCUUUCCUGGUCAUUCAGCAGAACGAGCAUCGGCUAUCGAGCGCGACAUUCCGUACGACACCGACAUCCCUUUCGAUUACUCGAACACGACCACGGACACGUUUCGCGAGCCCAAGCUUCCUCCUGUUGGAUUUGCCAUGGAGAUCCCGGACGACAUGUCUGACAGCGACGUCCACAACCUGCUCAUCCCAGGCUACGAUAACUACGUCCCCUAG
Colletotrichum spaethianum is the source of this 1707-nucleotide messenger RNA. RefSeq lists its product as uncharacterized. The record is from RefSeq and is a predicted model, not a curated record. Bases 1 to 1707 code for a protein of 568 amino acids. Lineage: Eukaryota; Fungi; Ascomycota; Sordariomycetes; Glomerellales; Glomerellaceae. The transcript has a single exon.